Molecule: messenger RNA, 1062 nt
Organism: Humulus lupulus (European hop)
Lineage: Eukaryota; Viridiplantae; Streptophyta; Magnoliopsida; Rosales; Cannabaceae
Exons: 2
Coding region: 1-1062 (353 amino acids)
Source: RefSeq, a predicted model, not a curated record
AUGGAUCCGGUUGUAGCAGAAAAAUGGUUUAGUUGCAUUGAAAACAUACUAAAUAUGAUGAGGGUCCAGGGCAAUGAGCGAGUGUUGUGUGCAUCUUAUAUGCUGAGAUCGGAUGCCAGUCUUUGGUGGGAGGUGGUUCAGCAGGCACAUAAUGUUAAUACCAUAUAUUGGGCUGGGUUGAAGCAAGUUUUCAACGAAAGAUAUUAUAACUCUACGGUCCUACCAGCAAAGACUGAUGAUUUCAUGAGAUUGGUGCAAGGAAAUCUCUCGGUCAUAGAUUAUGCACAGAAAUUUGAUCGAUUGGCGAAAUUUGCACCAAAUUUGGUAACUACUGAUAGGGUAUGGGCAGAUCGUUUUGUGAGAGGAUUGAAACCGAUGAUCGCUCAGGACGUGGAGAUUGUUUCGAGGGGUGCGUUCACAUACGCCCAAGUUAUAGAAAUGGCUCUUACUGCUGAGAGGAGCGAGGAAAGAAUCUGGAAAGAGAAUGAUGCCAGAAGAGAUGCAAAGAAAGGUGGGGCAGCCACUUCGAAUGAUCACAAAAAGAGAGGGCAUGAAAAGUUUGGACAGUUGGGACAAGACAAAAGACCCAAGCCUAGUAAUGAAAACCAUUCAAAUGGGGGUAGAAACAUUCCAGAAUGCCCUAAAUGCACUAAGCACCACUUUGGGGAAUGUCGGGCCAAGGCAUGCUAUAAAUGUGUAAAAGAAGGGCAUAUCAAGCGCAACUUUCCAUUGUGGAAUCAGGCUGGAAACAAAGAAGAGCCAAAGAAGGAUGAUAAACAUGUUCUGGCCAAAGUCUUUGCGAUCACUCAGGCAGUAGCUGACGCUAGCCUUUUAGUAGUAACAUGUCAGAUUCCUAUGGCCAAUACCACAUGUAAAGUUUUAUUUGAUUCAGGGAUAGAUGGGAGGGAAUUGUAUGUAGACCUGAAUGUAUUAGAUUUAUCUAAUUUUGAUGUAAUUCUGGGGAUGGAUUUUCUUUCCAAAUACGGAGCAUCUAUCGUUGCAAACGUAGAAAAGUGGUCUUUGCACCGGAAGGCGGAGAUCCGUUUGAGUUCGAAGGCAUAA